GUUGUUAUUGCCAUGGAUAACUGGACAGCAGACUCGAGCAAAGCAUUGAAUCUUUCGCUGGUUCGUGCAUCGCUGGACAACGAAGUCCUGACGAGCGACGAGUCAUACGAGGAAUUUCACCCUACAUUUACGUAUCCAAUAUAUGGUGAUGACGAGAAGAUAUAUGGAUACCGGGACUUGGUUAUUGAUCUUAGAUUCGCGUCUGGUUCCCUUGUGCCAUAUUUGAACACAAACUUCUCGGCAAAGCUACAAUCAACUUCAACAGUGGAUGAUGUAGAAGGCACUCUACAACAGAUCCCAUGCAUUGCGUAUUACCUUAAAGACGAAGAGGAGUUCCUAGCACGCGUCGAAAAGGAUUCAAUGGAAUUCAAGCCUCUUGGCGAAAAGAUAUUCUCAUACAAGAGAAGCCCUUCAUCUUCCAAAGGAAAGAAGAAAGCUUUCGAUUUUGGUGAAGAUCUAGAUGAGACAAGUGACGACGUCGUCGUUUUCGAAGCAUAUCAUGUACGCUCUCCUGCUACUUGGGAUACACUAGGCUUCCGGGAAUAUCAUCGCCGGAUGCAAAUCUUCAUCUUGCUAUAUAUUGAAGCAGGCUCGUUCAUCAAGGAAGAUGAAGAGGGAUGGGAGUUUGUCGUUCUAUAUGAGAAGCGAAGGCGACGGGACGGGACGCAUACAUACCAUUUCGUUGGCUAUUCCUCCCUUUUCCCGUUUUUCUGCUUUCCAGAUAGAGUGAGGAUGCGACUUAGCCAGUUCGUCAUCGUUCCGCCUUUUCAGCACGCCGGACAUGGCUCUGCCUUGUAUACUGCCAUAUACCAAUACGUCCUCGGCCAAUCCCGUAUUGCAGAACUGACUGUCGAAGACCCAGCAGAAGCCUUUGAAGACUUACGAGAUCGAAAUGACCUGCAUAUGCUCCUUGGACUCGAGCCCUUUAUCACUGAGGCUCUGGGAGGUCCCCGAGAAAGUGGGCUGGUAAGGGGUAAAGCAAGACUCGGUCCACCUGUAGAGAAAGGAUGGGCGGAGAAGUGGAGACAAGAUUUGAAGAUCGCUGGGCGUCAAUUCCACCGCCUAAUUGAAAUGCUCAUCCUCAAGCAUAUUGAUCUAUCUGAUUCCAAAGCUGUCCGUGCUUACAGAUUGCAGGUCAAAGAGCGAUUGUACAAGUUCAAUUAUGAAAUCUUGGCUCAAUUAGAAAAUAAAUCAGACAGAUUGGAGAAGCUCGAGGAAACGUUCCAGAGCGUCAGGGAAGAUUAUCGGAGAAUAUUGGCUAUGAUUUAAUACAUCUGUGUUGUGUUGGUUCUACAAUCAUGUUAUCUGAUACUUGUACACAUUGCGAUAUUCAAGGCUAUCUGACGGAUUGACGAAGGGAAACAACGAAAACAAGUGCUAAAAGCACUGGUACGAAUUGUCAUUCUUUGACGAUUCG
Messenger RNA from Fomitiporia mediterranea MF3/22, 1417 nucleotides. RefSeq names its product histone acetyltransferase type B catalytic subunit. The transcript is spliced from 12 exons. The record is from RefSeq and is a predicted model, not a curated record. Gene Ontology annotation, molecular function: histone H4 acetyltransferase activity; histone binding. The coding region runs from base 13 to 1269 and encodes 418 amino acids. Gene Ontology annotation, cellular component: nucleus. Lineage: Eukaryota; Fungi; Basidiomycota; Agaricomycetes; Hymenochaetales; Hymenochaetaceae. Gene Ontology annotation, biological process: subtelomeric heterochromatin formation.